Molecule: messenger RNA, 1065 nt
Organism: Fragaria vesca subsp. vesca
Lineage: Eukaryota; Viridiplantae; Streptophyta; Magnoliopsida; Rosales; Rosaceae
Exons: 5
Coding region: 1-924 (307 amino acids)
Source: RefSeq, a predicted model, not a curated record
AUGGAGCUUCUCUAUCUGCUCUGUUCAAUCCUCUCCACCUUCCUCACUUCCCUCACUCUCUCCCUCCUCCUCCCGCUCCGCACGCUCCUCCGCCGCCUCUCCCCCUCACGCGCCGCCUCUUCCUCCGUCUCCCUCUACCAAGGCACCGUCUUUCACCAGCGUCGCCGCCCCGUCCACCACUCCUUCCGCUACUCCGUCCGCUACGCCCUCAUCGACCUCGACGACGCCCCCCACGCGCUCCCCAACCACCUCUCCGCCGACGAGGCUCGCCGCAUUGCCGGCACCUCCGGCCGAACUUUGCUUUUGACGAUUCCGGAAAGCGUGGGGUAUGAGCAGAACCCGUUGAGCUUGUACUACUGCUAUGAUGAUCCGAUUUUGAAGAAAUGCAUUGCUGAGGUAACGAAUACGCCAUGGGGAGAAAGGGUGUUGUUUGUUUUCGAUCCAGAUUCUGAUUUAGUGGCUAAACCACUGCAUGUCAGUCCUUUUAUGGACAUGUUGGGGAAUUGGAGUAUCAAAGCAAAUGCUCCUGAUGAUACGCUGUUUGUUUCAAUUUCAGUUCAACACCCUGACCUCGGAAACUAUUUUACAGCUACCCUUAAAGCUAAUAGGGUACCCUCAUCAUUGGUGUCUGAUCAUGCACUGUUUUUCUGGUUGAUGCCACAUAAGGUUGCAGUGUGGAUAUAUUGGCAUGCCUUAAAACUGUGGUGGAAGAAUGUGGCAUUUGUCCAACACCCAAGGUAUACAAACCCUGCAUAUAGGGAUGAAGCUGUGGUUCGUAACCAGAAACUUCAGUGCUGUCCGGCUAUUCGAUUGAACAAAGAUAAACAUCAGCAACUUGAAGGAGGGAGUCAAGGAUGUAUGGUUAACAAAGAAAGUGAGCCUCGUUAUAUCAAAUGGAGAGAUGCUAAGUGGCCUUGGUCUUGACUCCGAAAUGGUAGGACUAUGUGUUUGUCAUGUAUGUUAAGAUUGUAUCAGGUUUUUUGUUUAGGCAAAGUCCAUUGAAAAUGCAGUGCACACUCAUUGAUUGAAUAACCGUAUGACAACUUGGUCUAUAGAUUAUACAAG